AUGCUUCCCGGCGCCCUGGCUUGGCACUGCGGAAGCUCCGCGGCGCUACUCAGCUUGCCCGCGGCUCCGGGAUUUGGCAACCUGGGCAAAAGUUUCCUGAUCGAGAACUUGCUGAGGGCCGGCGGGGCCCCGCCGCCGCCCGCCGCUCACAGCCUGCUCGCCACGCCAGUCCCGCUCAAGCUGUGCCCUGCCGCCGCGGCCGCGGAACAAAUCAGCGCCCGCGGAGGCGCCUUCCCGAGCCGCGGCUGGCCUUUCCAAGCGCUGCGCUCCUCCUCGGCCGCGGACGACGGCAGCAGCAACAGGGCGCCGGCGGACAGAGACGGCACUUUCCAGCCAGCAGCCACAGCUCUCCCGAAGCACUUUUUCUUGAGAGCCCCACCGAUCUAUUCGGCGUGCUGCGGUGGGUCCUGUCAACACCCUUGCACCCCCACUGCUUUUGCAAGACAGGAAAGCAUUCUACCACUUUUAACCCAGGAUUCCAGAUCCCGGAGAGGCAUUUUAAGAAGGGCUGUCUUUUCUGAAGAUCAAAGAAAAGCUUUGGAGAAAAUGUUUCAGAAACAGAAAUACAUCAGCAAAACAGACAGAAAGAAACUGGCCCUCAGUCUGGGUCUGAAGGAGUCUCAGGUCAAAAUCUGGUUUCAAAAUAGAAGGAUGAAGUGGCGAAACUCCAAAGAAAAAGAAGUGCUUUCAAACCGGUGCCUGCCAGAGGAAGGUCUACAAAAGAGCUACCUCUCCAAAUCUUUGAAUUUUACCUCACCACCAUGUCCUGCAUGGGAAGCAGCUCAACAGCAGUUGAGCCCAAGAUGGCAGAAACUUCCAGAACAUUCAGAGAGACUGAAUAGCAGAAGUAGCUUGCGGCCACCUACAAGAGCAAACAAUUCUCCUGAUACAUUGUAUUUGUAUAGGGAUCAUGGCACCAUGGAGAAGGCUGUUAAAUCCUAAGGGGGAAACUGACAGAGUAAUGACAGACCAUUGACUUCAGGUGAACCCCAGACUAACUUUAUUUUAUAUGAACACUGAAUUAGUUUAUGUACACCACCAUUUGCUAAAACAAAAUAUAACACAUUUAUAUUGGCAAAAACUGAUGGUGUAAGAUUCAGUAAUCAGCCUUCCCUCAUGUUCCUUCUGGUCUUGAUCAGUACUUGCAAGUGAAGUAGGAAGGAACUGAUGGUAAGUAAACCUUGGGCGUGAAACUAGGAUCUCUUUCUCUCUGUAUAUAGUGUAUGUUCUGUGUACACAUACAAACAAAUUUUGGGUUUUUUGCAGUCAUUCUCUUCAGACCAAUUAAUUUAAUA
Elgaria multicarinata webbii is the source of this 1295-nucleotide messenger RNA. It is a transcript of the gene DBX2, whose product is annotated as developing brain homeobox 2. NCBI's taxonomy places the organism in Eukaryota, Metazoa, Chordata, Lepidosauria, Squamata, Anguidae. The coding region runs from base 1 to 942 and encodes 313 amino acids. Gene Ontology annotation, biological process: regulation of transcription by RNA polymerase II. The record is from RefSeq and is a predicted model, not a curated record. Gene Ontology annotation, molecular function: DNA binding; DNA-binding transcription factor activity, RNA polymerase II-specific. The transcript is spliced from 4 exons.